GAAGUUAGGCUCGUAGGAGGUGGAAGUUUGACAGCUGAAGCACCACCUCGCGCCUUCCAGGACCUCAAAUUACACAGACCUUCCUGCAUCUCUCCGGCCAGCUUGACAGGAUCUAGCAUAGGAUAUAUCUUAACAACGAGGACAGCCACAAGCAGCCUACAUCCUCAGGGAUCUAGAGGCUUGAAGUAAACACACAACAAUGGAGAAAAUGGAGUACAGUAGUAACCAGAACAAUGUGCAGUUCAUCCGUCACAAAGCCAGAGACAGCUGCCAUGCUCUGAGAUUAAAGAAACGUACUUUGGCAGUUGAUGUGCGUCGCCAGCGCCUAGAAGAAGUAGUCAAGAAGCUCAAGGCUCCCAAUGGAGAAGAGUUUACACAGUUAUGUUGUCAACUGAAGAAGCAAAAGGAACUCGAUGUUUUAAAAAAGUUGCGCCUUGGUCUUGGAAGCAAUGUGGAGAACAUUUCCCUUUUCCUCAACUGCCAGGGAACCAUGUACUCACUGGUUGGAUGUCUCACAGGACAGGAUGGGAUUCAGCAGAGGGAGGCAGCAUGCGCUUUGGUCAACUUGGCUUUAGGCAAUGAAAAACAGUGUUUGGACAUAUGCCAGCAAGUGGGUGUCUACUUAAUCCUCCAUCUAGGCAACAGUAAUGCAGAUGUGCAGGAUCCAUGUGCAUGGUGUAUUGGCAACCUGUGCGGGGACCACAAGGAUGUGUGUCUGCUGCUUGCCUCCCAGGGAGUCGAGGAAGCCCUGCUGAAAGCCCUCAACUCCCAUACUCCUCAUGUUAUUCAGUCUGUGGCCUAUGCUCUGACCCACUACCUUACCACUCUUAAUGAUAGGAUCAGAAUAUUGUCAGAACCCCAAGUUGUGCGACGCCUUAUUGAUGCUCUGAGCCUCACUGAAGGGUUGCCUGAGGUUGGCUGGUGUCUGUUUGUGUCAUCUAUGGAGCAGGAAGUAUGUCAGUUGCUGGUGGAUCAAGGCAUAAUAGGAACUGGUUUUAAUCUCCUGGAGAAACUAGUCAAUGAACAGAACCUCAAUGUGCUUGCUGCUACUCCCAUCGUGCGUGUGUUGAUGAACUGCGCCGCAUCUGUACCGGGAACUGCCCUUCAGAUAUGUUACCGUAAUGAACAGUUUGUGCAGGUGACGAGAGCGCUCCUGUACUCCUCCACUCCUCACCUACAGACAGAGACUGUACACUUCCUUGCCAACGUUCUGAACGCUGCCUCGGCUGAAUCAUUGACAGGGCAGUGCGUUGUGGAAGAUCUGAGCCUCCGGCCACGACUCGAGCCUGCCCUGCGGCGCGCCCUGGCUGCUCACUUCACACUCGAUCAGCAAGACCCACAUCUUAACUUUACAGAGGUGUCGUGAUGACCUUAACUUUUGUUCACGAUUAGGGAUUUACGUGUACAGUUGGUAGUUUAAGUAAUAAUUGACUAUCAUUAGAUUGUGAUGGUUUGAGAAAUAAAUAAGUAAGUGCCUUUA
Messenger RNA from Eriocheir sinensis (Chinese mitten crab), 1480 nucleotides. RefSeq lists its product as uncharacterized. The transcript has 9 exons. Gene Ontology annotation, molecular function: protein binding. Lineage: Eukaryota; Metazoa; Arthropoda; Malacostraca; Decapoda; Varunidae. The record is from RefSeq and is a predicted model, not a curated record. The coding region runs from base 200 to 1366 and encodes 388 amino acids.